AGUGGGGGAAGUGAGAUGACAGCGGUGCACGGUGACAAUUUUGAGCCCAGUUUUAAGUCCCUGAGCCAUAGCUGGCACAGCAGAGCCCAGCAGACGGCAGGAGAGGGAGGGACCUGCAGAGGAGCGCCUGGAUCUACGGCAGUACUGGCUGGCAGCAUGGGUGAAGAGGGGCCUCCCAGUCUGGAGUACAUCAAGGCAAAGGACCUGUUCCCCCAGAAGGAGCUGGUGAAGGAGGAUGACAGCCUUCAGGUGCCAUUCCCAGUUCUUCAGGGGGAAGGGGUGGAAUAUCUUGGCCAUGCUGAUGAAGCCAUUAUUGCCAUUUCUAACUACAGGCUCCACAUCAAGUUCAAGGACUCUGUCAUCAACGUGCCUCUCAGGCUCAUAGAGAGUGUGGAGAGCAGAGAUAUGUUCCAGCUGCACAUUAUCUGCAAAGACUCCAAAGUUGUCAGAUGCCGCUUUGCAACGUUCAAGCUGUGCCAGGAGUGGGUCAAACGUCUGAUCCAGGCCAUUGCUCACCCGUCCCGGCUGGAGGACCUAUUCGCCCUGGCCUACCAUGCCUGGUGUCUCGGAGGCAACACUGACGACGAGGACCAGCAUGUUCAUCUCUGUCGCCCAGGUGAUCAUGUGCGUCACAGAAUGGAAAUGGAGGUCAAGAGGAUGAGCUUUGACACACAGAACAUCUGGAGAGUGUCAGACAUAAACUCCAACUACAAGCUCUGUUCCAGCUACCCUCAGAAGCUCCUGGUUCCAAUCUGGAUCACAGACAAGGAGCUGGAGAGUGUCGCUUCCUUCAGAUCCUGGAAGAGGAUCCCUGUGGUUGUCUACAGGCAUCAGAGGAAUGGGGCUGUGAUCUCCCGUUGCAGUCAGCCUGAGAUCAGCUGGUGGGGCUGGAGGAACACAGAUGACGAGUACCUGGUGACUUCCAUCGCCAAGGCCUGUCAGAUGGACACUGGGGCCAAGGGCUCCUAUGGAACACCAGCCUGCCGUCAACGUGGGGAAGCUCCAGACUCCUCGGAUAGUGAUUUUGACUCCUCUCUAACAGGUGGCUCUGGCUGUGAUGACAACACUGUGCCACAGAAGCUACUGAUUCUCGAUGCUCGCUCAUACACCGCUGCAGUGGCUAACCGAGCCAAGGGUGGAGGCUGCGAAUGUGAAGAGUACUACCCCAACUGUGAGGUGAUGUUCAUGGGAAUGGCGAACAUCCACGCCAUCCGGAACAGCUUCCAAGCUCUGAGGGCCGUCUGCAGUCAGAUCCCGGAUCCAGGGAACUGGCUCUCAGCACUGGAGAGCACCCGCUGGCUGCAGCACCUGUCCGUCAUGUUGAAGGCAGCCACCCUGGUGUGUUCAGCUGUGGAGAGGGAAGGCCGCCCUGUCCUGGUGCACUGUUCCGACGGGUGGGACCGCACGCCCCAGAUCGUAGCCCUUGCCAAGAUUCUACUGGAUCCCUACUACAGAACAUUAGAGGGUUUCCAGGUGCUUGUAGAAACUGAGUGGCUGGACUUCGGUCAUAAGUUUGGGGACCGCUGUGGCCACCAGGAGAAUGCUGACGAUGUGAGCGAACAGUGUCCCGUCUUCCUGCAGUGGCUGGACUGUGUUCACCAGCUGCUCAAACAGUUCCCCUGCCUGUUUGAGUUCAAUGAGGCCUUCCUGGUCAAGUUGGUGCAGCACACAUACUCGUGUCUUUAUGGAACGUUUCUGUGUAACAACGCUCGUGAGAGGGAGGCAAAGAAUAUUUACAAACGCACCUGCUCUGUGUGGUCCCUGCUUCGCUCAGGAAACAAGAACUUCCAGAACUUUCUCUACAUCCCCAGUCAUGACAUGGUGCUGCAGCCAGUCUGCCACACUCGGGCGCUACAGCUGUGGACGUCUGUUUACCUGCCCACCUCCUCCCCCUGCACGGCUGUGGACGAUUCUGUGGAGCUUUACCUCCCCCCAAGUGUCGCAGGAGACGAACUCACUUCCCGUUCCCUGGACAGGCUUCCCAAGACCCGCUCCAUGGACAAUUUGCUGACAGCUUUUGAGAACGGGACACCCCUGACCCGCACUUCCAGCGACCCUAAUCUCAACAAGCACUGCCAGGAGGGUCGCUCUGCCCUGGACCCCUCGCCCGCAAUGGAAGAAGCCUCUGCUGACCGUUCUCACGACGUUAUACCUGACUCUGAUCUGGACAGUGCUGAGGAUGAACCCCUACAUCGGAGCCCCCCCCAAACCCCAGAUGAUGAUGAUGAUGAUGAUGAUGAUGAUGAUGUUCCAGGUGUGGAGAGCAGUGAAGAGACUCUGGAGGAGCCAUGUCUGACCACACAGCCGCUGCCUUCUCUGCCCCUCCCCCCUGUCACUCUGAGGCAGGACGUCACACCUGCUCACACUCCUGUACCCACACCUGUCCUCCAACAGGCUCUGCCUCACAUCACUAACCCUCCACUCCCACCACCCCCACUGGAGGCUGAGAGCCCUGAUAGGACUGCUGAGAGCACCACUUCACCCACUCACAAAUCAGAGCCGUGCUUACCUCUUCCCUGCAACGGCACCCAGCCCGCAGCAUCCACACCCACCUCGCUGAUUAAUGGCCAUGUUGGCAGCCAGGAAAAUGGCCUCCCAGAAUCUGCUGCCCUGCUUGCUCUGAAGCAGCUAACACCACUCCUUCCCAUGGAAGACUCCACCGAGACUCUCACUGAUGAGGGAGAGCUUCCCCCUGUCCUUCCCCCCACAGUGAGCCAGGAACUCACAGAAUAUUUUAAUGGUGAGGAGCAGCAUGACUCACAGCCCCAGGUUCAGCCUCAGAAGGAGAAAGAGGUCACGAGGACAGACGUGGUGAAAGGACGAGAGCGUGUGCUAACAGUUGCCGCAGACUGCACCCAGGUAGCGGCUCGCCAUCUGAUCUCCCAGAGCCAGCUCUCAGACCUGUCCCUGCUUGGUUCUCACUGGGAAAACGUUCGCGGUCUAGUCCAGUCCGCCUGCAGCAGUGCCAGUCCCUCUAGCAUCAGCCGGGCCUUGCAUCCCAACACUUACCAGAGCCGCCGGCUUGCCACUAAGCUGCUCCGCUCCCAGGGCUUUGCCAUCACCAACGGGUCGCAGUGCUGCCGCCGGGAGGCUCUUUGUUGUCCCAGCAGCACUCCGCAGCCUGGGUGGCUGUCUGCAGCCAGGAGCGUGGGCUAUGCUGGCCUUUGUAGUCCUGCUGCUGCUGCCGCUGCUGCCGCCGCCGCCCUCAACAGCUACUCCCUGGCAGGUCACCAGCUCCUGCCAGUGUCAUACACCUCACCCUCUUCUUCUCCUCCUCCACCCCAUGCCCCGGCGUACCUGGACGAUGACGGGCUGCCGGUGCCCAUGGACGCCGUGCAGCAGAGGCUGCGGCAGAUCGAGGCAGGUUACAAGCAGGAGGUGGAGGUGCUGCGGCAGCAGGUGCGACAGCUGCAGAUGAGGCUGGAGAGUAAACAGUACAGCAGCCCUCCCUCAGAGCCAGACAUCGAUUACGAGGACGACAUCACGUGUCUGCGGGAGUCUGACAACAGCAACGAGGAGGAUUCUCUGUCCACCCACAGUGAGGACCGUCUGUCUGAGGGCAGCUGGGAUCGAGUGGAGCGCAAGGACACAGAGGUCACGAGGUGGGUGCCUGACCACAUGGCUUCUCAUUGUUUCAACUGUGACUGUGAGUUCUGGAUAGCCAAGAGACGUCACCACUGCAGGAACUGUGGCAAUGUGUUCUGUAAAGACUGCUGUCAUCUGAAGCUUCCCAUCCCUGACCAGCAGCUCUACGACCCAGUGCUGGUCUGCAACACCUGCCACGACCUGCUGCUCGAGUCCCGCACCCGCGAGAUCCGCAGCCAGCAGCUCAAAAAGGCCAUCGCCACAGCCUCCAGCUGAGAGACACGUCGUGUAGCAUGGCCCGCCUCGGCUCGACCGUCCUGAUGAGCUGAGAUUCUUGCUGUGACCCCAACCUGCUCUGGUUUGUGGCUGCAGGAGAGAGGCUGGUGAAUGUGAGGAGGGAUUGUUACUCUUUUUUGAGGCUCGGUUUGCACUUUGAGACAGUUUGAGAGGAGUUGAAGAGGAAGGGGGGAGGGGGGGGGGAGUGUGAGACGGAGGCGUUGUCCACACAGCCGAGGUUUUUCCCCUGCAGGACCCACUUGUCGUGUUCAAAAACAUUUUCAGUCCGGAGCGCCACGGCGUCCUGCUGUCCCGGGACAACAUGUCCACCACCUUGAGUACCAAACACACCUGCACCGUCCUUACAGACACCGUCUUGCGCUUCAGAGGACAAUCGCUCACCCCUCCCACGUGAUGUGACGGGGUGACUCCAAAGCCUUUACCAGUUCUGUUGGAGGCUUUCAACUCUAAAAGAAAAGGAAUUGCUGCUACAGUGUUUAAAAGUCUAAUUUUGUAUUCUUAUUUUGUGCACUACUAGCUGUCGUAUAUUAGGAGGGAAUUUGAGACCAAACUUGAGCAAAAGGGAGAAAUCUGCUGUUUACUUUGCCAUCGCGUCUUUUUGUUUCUUAGAGCCUGAAUGUAAUAUGUAAAGGGUAACUGGAUGGAGUUUAUGUUCUUGUGCAUUCGGUGGGUUGUAUAUGUGUUCAUUGCUGCAAAUGUCUUUUCAAAAAAACUGAUGUAUAUGCACAGUCAAUGUGGUUCUGUCUUUACCAACGCUUUUCUCCGGUUUGUUCUGGUGGGAAACGGUACGUGCGGACGGACUGACGCGAUGCCGCGUGGAAUGUUUGUUUGUCGUGUCCUGAUGAGAGAAGAAAUGUAGAUAUACUGACGCUGGAACACGCGACGUUGUCUGACGUCAUUCGAAGGUACUGCUGGUUUUUCUGUGACGUGACCGAGGGAACUUUUUUUUUUUUCUGCUGACAUGCUUGAGAGCGAAUGGCUUAACGUGUGUAUAAAGCUUGAUGUCCAUCUGACUGACGACUCCUCACAUUGAGUGGCAGUGAAGACUGAAGUAUGUGCUCGGAGUGAAUUGUUCUGUUCAGGGGAGUUUGGCCACAGUCCCCUUUAACUAUGUGUUCGUCUACUGGUCGUUCUUCGAGACUAUAGUGCCAUACUUUUGUUUUUGUUUUAUUUUUAAAAGCCUUUUUCUUUCUUACGGAUGGCAGCAGGUUUCUUAUUGGCCACUUGUCUGUAUGUUUCAAAGGUACAGAUUAUUAGCUCUUAAAAUAACACUGAGGUAACUAAAUAUUAACAGAUUUGGUAACGAGGCUAAUGGCGUUAAAACGGAUGGUCGGAUGUCACUGAAUUAGUUAACGUGUGCAAUUUAUCCGUCAUCUUAACUAUUGGGAUGUCAUCACAAGGUGAUCAUGAAGAGAAGCUCAGAAAUGUAACAUACAUAGUAAUCUGAUCUGUAGUGGAGGCUACAAGCAGUCACUUAAUGAGUCAUUGUUGUAAAGAAAUGCACUGUAAAAGUUAAAUCCCAUGGGUUAAAAUAAAAGAUUAUAUCAUG
This is a messenger RNA of Solea senegalensis (Senegalese sole), 5431 nucleotides long. It is a transcript of the gene mtmr4, whose product is annotated as myotubularin related protein 4. The transcript has 19 exons. Gene Ontology annotation, molecular function: phosphatidylinositol-3,5-bisphosphate 3-phosphatase activity; metal ion binding; protein phosphatase binding. The record is from RefSeq and is a predicted model, not a curated record. Bases 16 to 3861 code for a protein of 1281 amino acids. Lineage: Eukaryota; Metazoa; Chordata; Actinopteri; Pleuronectiformes; Soleidae. Gene Ontology annotation, biological process: regulation of autophagy; dephosphorylation.